This is a messenger RNA of Physcomitrium patens, 994 nucleotides long. RefSeq names its product small ribosomal subunit protein eS10z. Lineage: Eukaryota; Viridiplantae; Streptophyta; Bryopsida; Funariales; Funariaceae. Gene Ontology annotation, molecular function: RNA binding; structural constituent of ribosome. The record is from RefSeq and is a predicted model, not a curated record. Gene Ontology annotation, cellular component: cytosolic small ribosomal subunit.
AGUCAGUGUAAACCCAGGGGAAGCACCACAACUUAGGGUUUCUCUUGUGAUUCGGGCUCCUCUCCGUCGUCGUCGUCGUCGUGGGCGUCGAGGAGGCUCAAUCGUUGCCGGGCGUGAUCGAAGCCGGCAUUAGCAAAAUCAUGUUGAUCCCGAAGAAGAAUCGAGUGGAGGUGUACAAGUACCUCUUCAAGGAGGGCGUCCUUUACGCAAAGAAGGACUUCAAUGCGCCCAAGCACCCGGAGAUCGAUGUGCCCAACCUUCAAGUUAUCAAACUCAUGCAGAGCUUUAAUUCUAAGGAGUACGUCAAAGAGAAUUUCGCAUGGCGUCACUACUACUGGUACUUGACCAAUGAUGGCAUCGAGUACCUCAGGACUUAUCUUAACCUUCCUUCCGAGAUUGUUCCCGCUACUUUGAAGAAGUCUGCACGUCCCUCAAGUAAGCCAAUGGGAGGAGACAGACCUCCCCGCGGUCCUCCGAGAGAGGGUGACAGGCCACGAUUUGGUGGUGAUAGGGAAGAUUAUAGAAGUAGCGGUGGCCGUGGGGGUGGUUUCGGCGGAGAGAAAACUGGAGCUCCUGGAGAGUACCGACCUGAGUUCCGGGGUGGACGAGGCGGCUUCGGUCGUGGAGGUGGAGGAUUUGCAGGCGGUGCUCCAGGUGCCCUGACUGAGUAGUAUAUUGCACUCUCGUAAUCCCCUUGCAUUUUCCAUCUGGGGUCUUUGAAGAGAAAGCACCUGAUGAAUUUUGGAUCAUUUUGGUGCUGCUUCUCUUUAGCGGCAUUGAAAAGCUAAGUAUCUCAGAUUUGUUAAUUCUGAUGAUAAACAUAGAUGAGUAAGCACUUAACUGUGUUUUACGAACUUGAUUGCUGAUUACCUGAGUUACUAUGUCCUUUGCUUCUUAUGAAAAAGCAGAAGGGCAUUUCGUUUCUUUCUCAUUUGUUCGAUGAUUAUAUCCACUUGCAGCAAUGUACAAAGUCUUAAUGACUGUUUUCAAGGCA